Lithohypha guttulata is the source of this 2457-nucleotide messenger RNA. RefSeq names its product regulator of Ty1 Transposition (gene ESC4). The record is from RefSeq and is a predicted model, not a curated record. Gene Ontology annotation, cellular component: Cul8-RING ubiquitin ligase complex; nucleus. The coding region runs from base 1 to 2457 and encodes 818 amino acids. The transcript is spliced from 2 exons. Lineage: Eukaryota; Fungi; Ascomycota; Eurotiomycetes; Chaetothyriales; Trichomeriaceae. Gene Ontology annotation, biological process: double-strand break repair; DNA double-strand break attachment to nuclear envelope.
AUGGCCGGAGAACCAGAUACGCGACAAGAAGGUACCUUUUCUACAUGCAGCUUCGCAAUCGUGAGAAGCGACAUGCUCAACGAUGCCAUGAUCAAGGAGCUUUGCGAUCAAAUUGAUUUGCAUGGAGGAACAUGCCAUCUCGACAACUACCCUGACGAUAGACUAGAUCUGGACAAUGUCACCCAUAUAAUAUCUGCGACAACUGACUUUCCAGACUACUACAGUGCUCUGGAUCGCUUCAUACAUGUUGUGAAGCCCACAUGGGUUACCGUGUCCAUAGCUACUGGCAAGCUAGCUCAUCCUCGGAAGUACAGCCCGGAUCCAAAUCUAUUCAUGAACGACGUUGUUGCAACAUGCGUAGAACUUCCUCAAGGUGAUGCAGAUGCAAUCGCCGGCGGUAUUCUGGCGAUGGGCGGAAAUUACUCAUUUAAGCUGACCUCUCAAAUUACACACGUGGUUGCUUUGAACAUGGAAAACGACGUAUGCGAGUCAAUCCAAGAGAAGAAUUUGAACAUAAAGAUGGUUCUGCCACACUGGUUUGACGAUUGUCUCAGACUAGGAAAGAAGAUCGACGAGGGUCCUUAUCUUCUACCUGAUCCAGAAAUACUCAAUCCACCACUGAAUCAAGCUCCUUCAUGCUCACCAAGCCGGAAGCAUCUAUCAGGUGCUACAAGCGCAUCCCCUUCCAGUACGAAAGCUCCAAGUCUAAAUGGUAGAAAAGGACUCAGGGUGUUCAAGAAGAAGCGAAUAUUGCUAGAGAAGGACCUACAGAUUAGUGACGUGUUGCGAGGUGUCCUCAAUGGCAUGAUACUUGCCAGCGACGGUACGGUCGUCGACAAAGCCUCUGAGGCUGACAUCCUUGUUUGCAAAUAUCGAGACGGACAGAACUACAACUACGCCACAGCGAAGCAGAAAGAUGUGGGCAAUUUGGCAUGGCUCUAUUACCUGAUUAUACACGAUCUCUGGACUUCCCCACUACGACGCCUACUUCACUAUCCUCUUCCGAAGAAGCCACUCGAAGGCUUUGCUGGACUAAAAAUUGGCCUGUCAAACUAUAGCGGUGAGGCACGGACUUACUUGGAGAACCUAAUCUCUGCAACAGGUGCUAUAUGCACCAAAACAUUGAAGCAGGACAAUGACUUCCUCAUUACUGCUCAUAGAAAGAGCGAGAAAGUGAACGCGGCGGAGGAAUGGGGCAUCACGGUUGUCAAUCAUCUUUGGGUUGAGGAAAGCUUCGCUAAAUGGCAGAAGCAAUCCAUCACAAAAUCCAGGUAUACCCACUUCCCAACCAAGACAAACCUUGGUGAGGUUGUGGGCCAGACGGAGAUCGACCGCAAAGUCAUCGAGGCAAAGUUUCUGAAUCUGGAUGCAAUACCCUCGGAAACAUUGCCUGGUCGCCGUAGAAUUCAGGCUUCUACUAAAGUCAACUCAUCCGUUCCCCCUUCUGAAAGCUCAGAACGAGGAAACGUUACUCAAACCCCAGUGCGACUGCAUAGUCAAGCAAAUGGCAAAGAGAAUGGAACUCCUGCCACCGAGGGUUCGAGAAAGUCCAAGACAGCCGCUGCAGUCAAGUUACAAGAAAUGACUCCUGACAUUGCUCUCUUUGAGAAGGAAAGGAAGCGGGUCGGAGGAGUGGUGUACGGAGGUCGACGUAAAGAUGACCCUGAGCGUGUCGAGCCGGGGCGUAAGCGAUCUGCAGAGCCUGCUGAACCCGCGAUCACAACGAAGAAAACUCCGAAACGUCAGCGAACAGGUCCGACGCCUGUUGAGAUACGACUGCUAAUAUCUGGCUACAAGCCUUGGGUCGGGAACGCAAAGAAGGAAGUCAACGAUACCAAAAAGCUCCGCGAGCUUGGCAUUUCUAUCGUUGAUGUUCCUGCAAAGGCUACACAUUUUGCCGUGCCAGGCAUCGUACGUACACCGAAGUUCAUGGUAGCUGUUGCGUAUGCGCCUAUGAUUUUAACGACGGAUUUCAUUGAGGCGUGUCUCAGUGCAGACGAGCUUGUUGAUCCUAGCGAUUACGAGCUGGUUGACAAGCAGAAAGAGAAGGAGUACAAGGUGAAGCUCAAGGACGCACUCCAGAAAGCUCGAGAGAACGACCAUAAGCUGCUGGAAGGGUACAGUCUCUACUGCACGGAAAAGGUUAGUGGUGGGUAUGAGACAUUCAAAACAAUCGCUGAGGCAAACGGAGCCUCGUUAGCACCUUAUCGAGGUCGACAGAUGACAAUCCCUUCGCGACGCGUAGGAGAGGACGAUGCGGAGACUGCAAAUGAAGUCGUGCUGCUGAGUAGUGACACAGCAGAGGACAAAACUCUUUGGCCGAAAUUUCAGAGGGUGGCCGCGGACAGUCGGCGUGAGCCUUUUGUAUUGCUUGGCGAAUGGCUGUUGACGACAGCUCUUCGACAGGAGAUCCAGCCUUUUGAGUCUUACGAAUUAACGAAAUUAAAGGCCAAGUGA